AUGGAGCUGGCGAUGGAGAACCUGGGCAGCCUGCACGGCGUCCCGCACUCGCAGCCCGCCGAGCUGCUGAGCCCCGCGCACGGGCGGCAGAGCUCGCACCGCAACCUGGUGCCGCACGGCCGGCCAGCCAUGGUCUCGGGCAUGGCCUCCAUCCUGGAGGGGGGCGAUUACCGCGGCGAGCACAGCCUGGGCGCCCCGCUGCACCCCGCCAUGAGCAUGUCCUGCGAGUCGCCCUCCGGCAUGAGCCUGAGCAGCACCUACACCACGCUGACCCCCCUGCAGCACCUGCCGCCCAUCUCCACCGUCUCGGAGAAGUUCCACCACCCGCACCACCACCACCACCACCACCACCCGCACCAGCGCCUGGCCGGCAACGUCAGCGGCAGCUUCACCCUCAUGCGCGACGAGCGGAGCUUGGCCUCCAUGGGCAACCUCUACAGCCACUACCCCAAGGACAUGCCGGCCAUGGGGCAGCCCCUGUCGCCGCUUCCCAACGGGCUGGGCAGCCUCCACAACGCCCAGCAGCCGCUGGCCCCUUACGGCCCCGCCGGCCACUUGCCCAACGAGAAGAUGCUCUCGCCCAACGGCUUCGACUCGCACGCCGCGAUGCUGUCCCGGGGCGAGGAGCACCUGGCGCGGGGGCUGGCGGCGCCCAGCUCGGCCAUGAUGCCGCCCCUCAACGGGAUGCACCCGCACGGCCACCCGCACGGCCAGCCCGGAGCGUCGCUGCUGGGCGAGCGGGAGCGCCCCGCGCCCGGCCCCGGCUCCCAGCCCGGCGGCUCCGGGCAGGUGGAGGAGAUCAACACCAAGGAGGUGGCUCAGCGGAUCACGGCCGAGCUGAAGCGGUACAGCAUCCCGCAGGCCAUCUUCGCGCAGAGGAUCUUGUGCCGCUCCCAGGGGACCCUCUCGGACCUGCUGCGGAACCCCAAGCCCUGGAGUAAGCUCAAGUCCGGCCGGGAGACUUUCCGCAGGAUGUGGAAAUGGUUGCAGGAGCCGGAAUUUCAGAGGAUGUCGGCGCUCAGGCUGGCAGCCUGCAAACGCAAGGAGCAGGAGCAGCAGAAGGACCGGAGCCUGCAGCCCAAGAAGCAGCGCUUGGUCUUCACGGACCUGCAGCGCCGCACCCUGAUCGCCAUCUUCAAGGAGAACAAGCGCCCGUCCAAGGAGAUGCAGAUGACCAUCUCCCAGCAGCUGGGCCUGGAGCUCAACACCGUCAGCAACUUCUUCAUGAACGCCCGCCGGCGGUGCAUGAACCGCUGGCAGGAGGAGCCAGGCGCCAACCCCGGGGUCCCCUCGUCUUCUACAAGCACUUUCUCCAAGGCAUGA
Messenger RNA from Myiozetetes cayanensis, 1323 nucleotides. It is a transcript of the gene ONECUT3, whose product is annotated as one cut homeobox 3. Lineage: Eukaryota; Metazoa; Chordata; Aves; Passeriformes; Tyrannidae. Gene Ontology annotation, biological process: regulation of transcription by RNA polymerase II. Gene Ontology annotation, cellular component: nucleus. Gene Ontology annotation, molecular function: RNA polymerase II cis-regulatory region sequence-specific DNA binding; DNA-binding transcription factor activity, RNA polymerase II-specific. The record is from RefSeq and is a predicted model, not a curated record. The coding region runs from base 1 to 1323 and encodes 440 amino acids. The transcript has 2 exons.